Molecule: messenger RNA, 2788 nt
Organism: Acipenser ruthenus (sterlet)
Lineage: Eukaryota; Metazoa; Chordata; Actinopteri; Acipenseriformes; Acipenseridae
Product: THAP domain-containing protein 11-like
Exons: 1
Coding region: 648-1538 (296 amino acids)
Biological process (GO): regulation of transcription by RNA polymerase II
Cellular component (GO): nucleoplasm
Molecular function (GO): RNA polymerase II cis-regulatory region sequence-specific DNA binding
Source: RefSeq, a predicted model, not a curated record
GGGAGCGUAUGGAGUAGUAACGCAGUUUUGACAAAUAUUCAUUGAUAUGUGGAUUCUGUUCCUUUAACACUUUAGUGUAAAAAAAAAACUAUACCGGAUCUCUGCAUUUUGGCACAGAAUACAUGUAUAAUUAAAAUAACACAUUUAAAAUGACGAUAAUAAUACUAUUCUUUUUACUUGUGUAAUUAAUUGCAAGAUAAAAUUGAAAUGAUAUUCGUAAAGUAAUACACGUAACAGAUUAAAACAAAAUAAUACAUAUAACAUAUAUUUUGAGACGUUUCUUUUAGUUCACGUGGGGGUGUUGGAGGGGGACUUUUUUUUAACGUGACUGUCGUUUGAAUGGAGAAAGUGAUUAGGGAACAGCGGCCUGACUUGACAGAGGGGUUCAAUCACUGAUUAUAGAUUACUGAUUAAUGUUUAUAGAUCAGUGGGUUCAACACGGCACGUUUGUAAAUUACUUUUUCACCAGUAGUCGUCAUGUUCCACAACCGGAAGUAGUUAGCAUUGUGGGACUUGUAGUUCCGCUCUGGAGGUCCUGGGGUCGAUAACAGCGCGCGGAGGAGAAAAACAAAACUAAAUAUUUAAAUAAUUUAAAAAUAUUUCACUGGAUUGCAAAAAAAAAAUCCUAGGUAGGCUUCCCGCUAAGCAUGCCUGGCUUCACCUGCUGCGUCCCCGGCUGCUACAGCAACUCCCACCGGGACCGCGAACUGCGCUUCUACACCUUUCCAAAGGAUCCCGUGCAGAGAGAUAUCUGGCUGAAGAACAUCUCCCGGACCGGGGUGAGCGGCUGCUUCAGCACCUUCCAGCCCACCACCGGCCACCGGGUCUGCAGCAUCCACUUCCCCGGGGGCAGGAAGACCUACAGCAUUCGGGUGCCGACCCUGUUCCCGCUACGCGGCAUAAACGAGAAAAGGGGCAGGCGAGGAAGGAACAAAAAAGUGUCUGCCCAUGCCGCCGCCGCAGCUACUGUUGUAUCCACUCCUGCAGGCGCUGCUACUGUUGCUGCCACGGUCGACGUGACAGCAUCGUACGCACCCUCUUGCAGCCUCCUCAUCGCAGUGAAACACGAAGACACCGGCAUCGGUGCCAACGAGCAGGGGGUGAAUGACCAAAGCGCUCAGACCGAUCGCAAGAGGGGACCCGACGAGACAAAGCCCGUUGACCUGACGGUGCAACAAGAAGCCCUCGGCUUCUGCGAGCCAGUGGCAGCGUCCACCUCGGAGGGGGUUCAAGCAGCCCCAGGGGGCGACCUAUCAUACCCUACAACCUCCACCCUGACCGCCGCUCCGAUUGUGGUGUACAAUGGUAAGGAGACGUUUGAUCACUCGUACUCGCUGACGUCCGGAACCACCUCCACGGAGCUGCUGAAGAAACUGAACGAGCAGCGGGAUAUCAUCGCCCUGAUGGAGGUCAAGAUGAAGGAGAUGAAGUCGACCAUCCGACAGCUCAGGAUAACAGAGGCGAAGCUGAGGGAAGAGGUGAGGGACAGAGACAGGAUCAUGUCUAUGGCUGUGUUAAGGAAGAAGCACGGCGUGUAAUUCUGUCUGUGUUGCGUGUUUUUAUCAAGAAAGAAAAGGAAUGGAAAUUUAAAAAAAGAAAAAAAAAACUUUCUGAAAAUAAGAAAACACUUUUUAUAAGGGAUUCCAAAAGUUGUGUAAAACCAAAAAAAAACUAAAGUUUUGUACAGAGACAUUUUAACAGUAAAGUAUAACUUUUCAUUGUCAAAUGUUUUUUCUUUUUUUUCUUAAAAAAAAUGUUGUUACUAAUGUUAGAUAGUUAGUUAUUUCAACAUGUUAGCUCAUAAUAUCGUUAAACAAAAUAGCAUUGGCUCCUGCAGAAGCUCGGAAUGAUUUGUCAUAGUUGUAUCCAAAAAAAAUGUUUUACUGUAUUAUUAACGCGCUUACUAUCACCCUUGGGCUUUACCACCCCAGCCAGGACACGUUUUCAAUCAACAGGUGAUUUAGUUUGUAAAACAAUUUUGUUACCCAAAGUCUGGAUUCUCCAAUUACAGUAUCAUUUGAUCGCGUCUCAUACAGUAGGUGACGUUGAACCUCGCCUUAGAACUGAGCGUCCUGGAAGUCAAAGCCCCACAUCACUGGGAUGAGCACAGGGAUGUCUCUUUCAAACUCUGAUUGGUGAUGAGAAACGUGGCUGUGCAUCGCGUUUUGAAAUGGGAUUUAUUUACUUUGCUGGCUAAAUACUGCAGCUUUUUAAAAAGGGCAACGUACUGAAGAAGGGGAGUAUGGUGUGGUUUUGGGGGGGGGGUCCUAGUUUGCAGCUCACGAUGAAGAAGGGGUGCAGUUAAGGGAUACUGGUUUCCGAGAAGCCCCCCUCCAGUACGCUGUGCAGGGUGCAAGCCAUCUCCAUGUGCCUUAGACUCUCCCAGCUAUUAAACUGGAUUCCAGCUGGUCCCCUGCAUUGAAAAGAGAAGCCGCGUCAGGAAGGGAAAGAUCUGACAACUCAACUCAAAAACAAGGAACAGAGAUACAGUGUCAGCCAAAGACAUUUACUGAGCUGCAACUGUUAUUACAGGGAUGAAGUUAGACUCCCAUUGCAUAGCUGUUUGAUCUGUUCCUGGUUUUACUAGGAGUUUAACAAGACAUGCCUGAGCUUGUUACCUCUGCACACUGGCGAAUCAAGCUUGUAGUAAAACCUGGAAUGGGUGAAACUGCUUUGCAAUGGGAGUCUUGUUUCUUUCCCUGUAUUACGAGGUCCAUGCAAAACAUGUAGUGGUUCUGGCAAAUCUUUUUUUUUUAUCUUAAUGAAAUAAAAACAUUCCUGUUUGGUA